CUUUCACCAAAUUCACAAGCCAACCAACACGUAUUCCCCUGAUUCAUUAUUUUUCUUCUUUUACGAUUUUAUUGAUACCUCAAAUAGAUAUUUGCCGUAUACAGGAGCAUCAAAGGUAUCCCUCCCUGCGAUCUGCUACCAAUUCUACACAAAGCGUGUUCUGAGGAGGAAUAUUUGAUUUCUCCUCUUCUCAUUCUUGUCGGUCUCGAAUUGCUUUCUCGUUUGGGAGCAUGAGGAGGUCCAACUCCAACGGGUGUCUAAAAUGGUCAUACAGACUACUCAGAAGGGUGUUACCAACUCUACUCUACCCUUCACACAUAAAGCCAACUGACGCCUAGAAGCCAUUAAUAAUUAUUAUUCUUGUGAGUACGCAUCGGCAUGUCUGAAAUUAGAUUCAGCGCUUCACUGCUUUCAGAUCUUAUCGUUUCUUUGGACGUUUUACCCCGCGGGCUUUGUUUGUGUAUGAUCUACAGAGUAUUUCGUCGAUCUUCCCUUUGUUCCCGUCAGAAGCUCGUUUGGCACCUUGCUUUGGAUAGGUAGAUGUCCUGUACAUACAUGCACGGAAAAUGCUGCUAUCCCCCAUCCCAUCCUGCGCACAACCUCGCUUGGCCGAAGGAAGCUUUUCGAAAAACCGAAUAAAUAAUUAUGGACGUAGGAAGAGAAUUUUUCCAAUAUAUGUUGACGAGACCUUUGGCUUCUCCAGCGAGCGAUGUUAAUAAGCCACAAAGCUAAGUUACAUCUAAAAGGGGAAUAAAUACUCUUUAUGGUUUUGGAGGCUCAGCUCUUCCGAGUUGCUCCUCCGCCUGAUGGUGGCGAAUCAGGAUUACCAAAACGAGGUAUAUUUAUUUAAAUACAGUACGGAGUACAUACGCCCCGUUGUCGUCGCGCUAAGCAGCCCAUGGCCCCUUCGACCUUUUCAUAUUUGCAAGUUGCAUCCAAGAAGGACGUCGUUCGUUGUCUAAAUAAAUAACUAUCCAAAAUAUUGGCCACUACUAGUACGGGGAUGCGAAUGAGUGUCCAUUGUCCUCAUUCAUCCGCCGACUUUCAGCCCCACGCCAGGGCAAACGCAAAGCAAUGACAAGUAUUAAUAUACCCCCAUUCAGCAGCCCCAGUAAAUCCAGCUACGGUGAAUCGAUAAUAUCCAAUCUCAAGAAGAGAUCCACCUUGUACGCCCUCGUGGCCUUAUCGCUCCUCAAUGUAUUCCUCCUUACGAACACCCUCUAUAGGGGCCGAAACUCGGUACAAAAGGAUUCAACUAGACCAGCGCCGAUAUAUCCUAUUCGCCUACAUGGGGAUGCGAAUGCAAAUGCAACCGAGUUCGUAAAGCCUGAGAAUAUUGUCAUUAGCGGCUUUGUGUUCUAUGGUCGUCGGGAUCGCGUCGAGGCGAUGCACUGCUACGUGGAGCGCAACUUGGUUGACAACAAGGGUUGGCUGGACGAAGUGCUAUGGGUCGUCAAUACCGAAAAUGAGGAUGAUUUAAAGUAUCUUGAUGAAAUACUGGCUAGAUCUCGACGAUACAAAAAGCUAGACCUUGGGAGAAAGGUUCGCGGUCCGGAGUUCAGACAAAUCUGGAAGCAUCUUGAACGGGGAAAGAUAUAUGUUAAAAUAGAUGACGAUGUGGUCUGGUUAGCCGACGAUACCAUUCCUCGAAUAGUUGAUCGAAAAAUAAAUCAUCCCGAUGAUUUCGCCGUGUCAGCAAACAUAAUCAACAAUCCCCCCUUGAGCUUCAUCCAUUACCAUGCUGGCGCUCUCCACCCUUACUUCCCUGAAUUGCUCGAUGGCAAACCCUCCACAAAGCCCAGCGAUAAUAAAUCAUGGAAACCUUCCGAUCAUCCGGACUGGGAAGGCCCGGAGAAGUUUGAAUGGGCCCUCGACGCAGCGCCUCCGGCUAAGGGCCAUCGAUGGUUACGUGUUAAAGAUGACAAAGCCAUCGUUCGAACACCAGUCACCCACCUCAAAUAUGAGGUAUGGGGUGAUACCUAUACAAGCUGGGCCAUCGCUGCCCAGCAACAUUAUUCGUUUUUAGAAAAUUUGGAAAAAGAUCAGCUUGACUUGUACAAGUUUAACCUUCCGUGGAACAUGGAUAAUGAGCGAAUAAGGAUCAACGUCCUUGCUAUUUGGGCCGACGAUAUACUCGACAGCGAUAUAGAUACCUGGCCAAAGGAAAGAAGUGACGAAGAAAUGGUUGUUAUGGAGCUGCCUAAGAUGUAUAGUCGGCCCGUCACUAUUGUGGGAGAAGCUCUAGCUGCCCAUUUCAACUUCCAGCACCAACCCGGAGUGGCGGAAACCGAUCUCUUGGACCGAUAUCGCAUGCUUGCCAGAGAACGCGCGUGUCCUCAGAAGUCGAAGCCGGAGUCAUAGAUCUCCACAUCAACGAUUAGAAAUGCUGACAGAACUUUGGCCGCUCACUACCACACGCGCCCAGCUGACGCGAUGCACACCACAUCUUUCAGGUUUCCCCUUUACCCAUUCUAUGACAUGCCAUGGCGGCCCCCCCCCCGUUAUCCUCCCUCCUGGUUGAUAGCCAGGUUUGCCACAGACCCGACAUCCGUCGACAGGACCGAUGCAAAAAAGGAGAAGAGAGCGAAGUGGAAACUGGUUGAAGAAUUUGAGUUUCCAACUCCAUAUUAUUCUUUACUCUUUUUGCCGGAGCGAAUUCGUAUCCCGAAUUACCUGGUCCCAGGGAUAUUGGUGCAGUUCAAAUUUUUAUGAAUUUUUAAAAUCGCCUUUUAAUUGGAAAUAGAACAUUCGGGAUUCAAAAAGAACUCGUUUUAUAUCUACUCAUUGUAAUUUAUUUCUCUGUUUUUAACUUGGCCUUUUCCAACGAUUAUAUAACUUUAGUUAGUCAACAAAUAUAUAUAUUACACGUCUAAAAUCUCUACAAAGGCCAGGGAGUAUUUACAUGGUAAUGCCCCAUUUUAC
Blastomyces gilchristii SLH14081 is the source of this 2922-nucleotide messenger RNA. RefSeq lists its product as uncharacterized. The transcript has 7 exons. Bases 1075 to 2361 code for a protein of 428 amino acids. Lineage: Eukaryota; Fungi; Ascomycota; Eurotiomycetes; Onygenales; Ajellomycetaceae. The record is from RefSeq and is a predicted model, not a curated record.